Molecule: messenger RNA, 808 nt
Organism: Aplysia californica (California sea hare)
Lineage: Eukaryota; Metazoa; Mollusca; Gastropoda; Aplysiida; Aplysiidae
Product: MAM and LDL-receptor class A domain-containing protein 1-like
Exons: 5
Coding region: 20-808 (262 amino acids)
Cellular component (GO): membrane
Source: RefSeq, a predicted model, not a curated record
UCUCCACUUUGACUACAACAUGGCGGGGGUGGAGCCGGGCUCUCUGCGUGUCUACGUCAUGGACCUUCUGGCGAGCAGCUCCAUGCUCGUCUGGGCGAAAUAUGGCUACCAGGGACCGGACUGGAAACACGCAUAUGUCCCGAUAAGAGGGAAUGGUAAUUACAAAACACGUUUUGAAUAUGUCCGUGGCUAUGGCUUCGAUUCUGCCGUGGCCAUUGAUCAGAUAACACUGUCACCGGAAGAAUGCCCAGGUACCAGUGACCUGAUACAACUGCCCUCAACGACCUUAUCGCCACCGACCCCCAGUUCCGUGUGGGCCAACGUCCCUCCCAGCUUUUACGACUGUACUUUCGAGGGCGGGAGUACGUGCAAUUGGACACAGGACUCUGGGACAAGCAUGCAGUGGGCCGUGCACAAGGGAGAGGAUUUUCACCAGCAGGACCAUACGAAUAACUCGGUCUCAGGAUACAUUCUUGCCGCGGACGCUUCCACGUCUGGGACAGACAACUCCACAGCCCGCCUCCUGAGCCCAACGAUUCCUCCCGGUCCCCGGUGUGUGCUGCUGGCGUUCAGUAUGCGUUGGUUUGGCACCUACUCCCUCAACGUGUAUCGUAGGAUUGACGGGAAAGGGGAAGAGCUAUUGUGGAGUAGGCGGGGCCAACAGGGUGUCGGCUGGAAGGAGGCGGAGUUUCCUGUGUCAUCAGACCAGCCGUAUCAGGUGAGGGUGGGUGAGAACGUGGGGGGAGGACCCGGAGGUGAUUGCUGCCCCAGGGUCCGACCUGGCUCUCGGCGGCCCUGGUGCCACUGA